Molecule: messenger RNA, 1113 nt
Organism: Parascedosporium putredinis
Lineage: Eukaryota; Fungi; Ascomycota; Sordariomycetes; Microascales; Microascaceae
Source: the annotation of a GenBank genome assembly
AUGGGAACAGCCAACAAGAUCGGCUCUUCGACGCCAUGGUAUCAGGACCGUGGCCUGAGAACCCUCUACCUCCUGCUCCCCAUCGUCAUUCUUAGUAGCUCAUACCAGGGAUUUGAUGGCAUGAUUAUGAAUGGACUGCAAUUGCUUCCUUCAUGGCAACAAGUUUGGCCGCCGCAAGGCCAUCGCGUUUGGAGCCGCCUGGACUUUGUCGGGGGCAUCCUCCAGGGUACUUCGAAGCACAUUGCCCAGUUCAUCAUUGCCAGAUUCCUCAUUGGCUGGGGCCUGGCCUUUACCGUUGUCGCGGCGCCUUCGCUCCUCGCUGAGCUGGCGCUUCCGAAGCACCGCGGCACGAUCCUGUCCUACUUCCCCACCGCGUGGUAUACCGGUGCCAUCAUCGCGGCGUGGACCACGUACGGCACCCAAUUCAUCAAGAAUUCGUGGUCCUGGCGGAUUCCCAGUCUUCUCCAGGCCGUUCCGGCCAUUAUCCAGAUAUCGCUCAUCUGGCUCGUACCGGAGAGCCCGCGAUGGUUGGUUUCCAAGGGUCAAGGAGCCAAGGCCAAAGAAAUCCUGAUCAAAUACCACGCCAAUGGCAUCGCGGAUAGCCCCAUCAUCGAGCUUGAAUAUCAGCAAAUCAAAGAUGCUAUUCUCCAGGAUGCGCAGUAUCGUCGGCAGGAAGCUACGCGGACCUACUCAGUAUACACGACCCACGGCACGCAAAACUUUGCCAUUGGCGUCCUUGUCUCCAUUUUCCUUUCCAACGGCGCUUAUGAUAUCCGGGCCCGCGGCGUGGCCUAUCAGACUGGCAUCAUGCACGCGGCUGGCUUCUUUUCUACCUUUGUGAACCCCAUCGGCUUGCAAAAUGCGGGAUGGAAGUACUACAUCGCCUUCAUUGUGUACACUUUCCUUGAGCUCAUUGCCGUUUGGUACUUCUUCGUUGAAACUCGCGGGUUCACGCUCGAAGAAAUCAGCACAAUCUUCGAGACGGAGGGCAUCACCUGGAAACAAAGGCGGAACCUAAAGCCUCCCACCUCUCUACAGGAUGCAAGCUCAGUAGAGGAACGGGGUAAUUUGCCAAAGGAGUCACAUACGGUCGUCACCAAGGAGGAUCUGUAG